Molecule: messenger RNA, 1674 nt
Organism: Lasiodiplodia theobromae
Lineage: Eukaryota; Fungi; Ascomycota; Dothideomycetes; Botryosphaeriales; Botryosphaeriaceae
Product: Benomyl methotrexate resistance protein
Exons: 5
Coding region: 1-1674 (557 amino acids)
Biological process (GO): transmembrane transport; spermine transport; spermidine transport
Molecular function (GO): spermine transmembrane transporter activity; spermidine transmembrane transporter activity
Source: RefSeq, a predicted model, not a curated record
AUGGAGUUAAUCCCACCUGCUUCAGCCGCCGUGCUGGCAGACCCGCUCCCCUCCACGAACGAUUCAGCCACCGUGAUCGCCCCAAUCGACAGCGACAGUAGCAGAAGCUCAGUGACCAAGGAUGACGUCGAGAAAGGAAUCGAGUCUCUACCCGAAACACCACCAAGAAUCACCGGCCCGCUGGAUUGGGAUGGGCCCAACGAUCCGGGCAACCCACAUAACUGGAGCUUUCUCAAGCGCGGGUGGAUCACACUGGUGAUCGGUAUGACCGGCUUCACAGUAACCAUCGGUAGCUCCGUAUACACGCCCGCCAUCCCGGAGAUAGUCCAAAAGUUCGACGUCUCAACAACAGUUGCCCUGCUCGGCCUCUCCCUCUACACCGUCGGCCUCGGCUUCGGUCCGGUCCUCGCCGCUCCCCUGAGCGAGAUGAUAGGCCGCAAUAUUGUUUACAAGACAUCGAUUCCCGUGGCUGCCCUCUUCACGCUCGGCGCCGGCUUUUCGACCAGGUCGUUUGCGUCGUUCCUGGUGUGCCGGUUCUUCGCGGGCUUCUUCGCCGGGCCGGUUCUGGCAGUUGGGGCAGGGACAAGUGCGGACAUGUAUCCCGAACGCCUGGCGACCGUCGGCGUGACAUCGUUCGUCCUCUGGCCAUUUGCCGGGCCGUCACUUGGUCCCUUCAUCGGCGGCUUCGUCGCGCAGUACAAAGACUGGCGGUGGACGCAAUGGGUGAUCCUCUUCGCCUGCGCCUUCAUCUACAUCCUACUACUCACGCUCCCGGAGACGUACAAGAAAGCCAUCCUCAAGCAGCGCGCGAAGAAGGGGCACCUGCCUCCACCACCGAAGGCCGGGCCCACUGGCGCCGCUGCUAUCAAGUUCCUGCUGACCGUGACGCUGGUCAAGCCGGUCCACAUGCUCUUCACCGAGCCCAUCGUCGCCUUCGUCAGUCUCUACGUGGCCUUCGUCUUCGCCGUGCUAUUCUCCUUCUUUGAGGCCUUUCCUAUCGUUUUUGAAGGCGUGUAUGGGUGCGUCCUUGCUCCUCCCCUCUCCUCCUCCCUUCCCCCCCGCCCCUCCUCGCCGCACCCAUUAAUCCAACCCCCUUCCAGCUUCACCAAAUCCCAAACCGGCCUCACCUUCCUCGCCGUCGGCCUCGGCGUCGUCCUCGCGGGCCUAACAGCCGUCUACUGCGACCUGCACUUCUACCAGCCGGCCUACCGCCGUGCAGCCGCCGCCGCAGCCUCCUCCUCCGCCGCCACUGGCCGUACCACCACACCGCCAGAAACACGCCUCUACGUCUCGAUGCUCGGCUGCUUCGGCGUUCCGGUCGGCAUAUUCUGGUUCGCGUGGACGGCGCGGGCGGACGUGCACUGGGCGAGCUGCGUGGUUGCGGCGGUGCCGUUUGCGUGGGGGAAUUUGUGUGUUUUUAUCGGCACGUCGCAGUACAUCGUGCACGCGUACGGCCCUUUGACGGGGGCCAGCGCGAUGGCGGCGAACGGCAUCGCGCGGUACACGAUCGCGGCGGCGUUUCCGCUGUUUACGAUACAGAUGUACGACCGGCUGGGGAUCCACUGGGCCACGAGUCUGCUCGGCUUCAUCUCCGUGGCAAUGCUGCCCAUUCCGUGGGUGCUGUUCAGGUGGGGCCCCCGGAUUCGGGCGAGGAGUAGGUAUGACACGGUUUGA